CAGCCAAAAGGGCAAAGUGCAAACUAGCAGCCGAGGAAAGGAGAGGACACAGAUUACAAGAAUUGUGACACAGACUUGCUUAAAAACGCUCUCUCUCAGCAGGGAUCAUUGAUUGAAACACUGCCUCUGUCUCAGCCUGUGGACCACCGACUGAGCCCGAGGCUGGAUGACCAAGAUUUUCCACCUGAGCCCCAGCAGAAGAUUUGUCCAGUGGUAACCAUGACAACUGCGGAGACACCUAACAGACUGUGGCAACGAAACAUCAAGCCCCGUCACUCAGAUGAGAUCUCUGGUCAUGAUGGAGACCAUAAUAAUGUACAAGAAGAAGAAGAUCUAAGACAGUGGCAGAAACAUGCACAGAAGUUGAAGGUGAAAGUCCUGGAGCAGGUCCAGGAUCAGCUCAGUGAUUUACUAGACAUAGCUCUGACUGAGUCCGUCCAGCCUUUUACCCGAAUACAGCCAACAACUAAUGGAAAGACGACAAAAGGUCCCUCAUCCAGAUCUCAGAGAAAGGAUGACGGCAAAGUGUUUGUGGACAGGCCAUCGAUGUUGGAUGAACUAUUUGAAAUCAGCCACAUCAGGACCAUCUACCACAUGUUCAUCGCCGUACUCCUCAUCUUCUUCCUGAGCACGCUGGCUGUGGACUACAUCGACCAGGGCAGGCUGGUCUUGGAGUUCGACUUGAUGUUCUUUGCCUUUGGGAAGCCAGGGACGGUCGCCUGGGCCUGGGUUGUGAUGUUUGUUUACACCCUGCUUGUUCCCUACUACACCCUAGUGGUCUGGGGAUCUUUGUAUCACAGCUUCCCCUCUAAACUGGGCCUGUCUCUCGGCACGAUCCUGGUCCUCUCUGUAGUGCAGAUCUGCGUACUGGGGAUGUUCCCAAUCCACGUGGCUGUGCACUACCAGCUGCCACCAGCCUCACGGUUGAUUGUGAUACUGGAGCAGAUUCGAUUCCUGAUGAAGAGCUACUCGUUCAUGAGAGAAACCGCUCCUGUUAUUAUGAAGAAUACACCAAAGGAAGGAGAAAGUCCCAGAUUCCCAACACUUUCCAGCUAUCUGUACUUCCUCUUCUGUCCAACACUCAUCUACAGGGAGUCAUAUCCUCGGAAUACCCACAUAAGAUGGAAGUAUGUUGGCGUCACGCUUGGUAUGCUCUUAGGAUGCCUGUUUUACAGCAACUUCAUCCUGGUCCGCCUCUGUGUGCCCGUCUUCAGACCGGAGACCAACCAGCCUUUCAGUAAACGAAACAUGAUUCUGUCUGUGUUCAACUCUAUAUUACCAGGUAUAAUGCUCCUUCUGUUGUGUUUCUUUGCCUUCCUGCACUGCUGGCUCAACCUCUUCGGGGAGCUGCUGCGUUUCGCUGACAGGAUGUUUUACAAGGACUGGUGGAACUCGACGUCUUUCACCAACUAUUACCGAACCUGGAAUAUAGUGGUUCACGACUGGCUCUAUUACUACGGAUACAGAGACUUCCUCUGGCUGUCGAACAGGAAAUUCCGAACAGCUGCCAUGUUCUUCGUGUUCAUCGUCUCUGCCGUCGUGCAUGAGUACGCCUUGGCCAUAGCCUUCGGCUUCUUCUAUCCCGUCUUGUUCUGUCUCUUCGCCUUCUUUGGAGUGAUGUUCAACUUUACCAUGAAUGACAAGCGGCAGAGCCCCGUGUUCAACGUCAUCAUGUGGACGUGUCUCUUCCUGGGUCAGGGUGUCCAGGUGUGUCUGUACUGCCAGGAGUGGUACGCUCAGAUACACUGCCCUCGGACAGGGAAUGGCUUCUGGGAGAUGGUGACACCUCGAUCGUGGUCCUGCAACUCCCAGAGAUGAUGCUGCGCUCAGACAGCAAGCAACAUGAAAGAGAUGUAAAUAUACAUACAAGGUUUUCUGCUUUUAGUGUGUAAAGACUCUACUUUUAUUUUUGUAUUGUUAUCCAUAAGUGUAUCAACUCUGAAUCAUUCCAAGUUUUUAUUUUCACUGAUAGUAUUAAAUACUGUUUGAUAACUCACUUUCGGUAACACUUUCUAUGACGUCAAUGUCUAUAAUGCAUAAUAAACAUACUUAUAAUGUGUUAUAAUCUGCUUAUAGAACUGUAUUAUUAUAGUUAUAAGCACGCAUAAAUAUUAAUAAUACUUUAUAACACUAAUCACAUCACAUUAUAAACAUUUCAUAAUGACUCAAGUAUCGUAAUAUUUCAUAAUUGCUGGUCAUACAAUAUACAUUAUAAGAUUUUUAUAAUGAUUUAUAAUCACUGUUAUAAUGCAUUAUAAUGUGAUUAUAAGUACUCUAAGUGGUCAUUGUUUGCCUUAAGUGAAGUAA
This is a messenger RNA of Sebastes umbrosus (honeycomb rockfish), 2307 nucleotides long. It is a transcript of the gene soat2, whose product is annotated as sterol O-acyltransferase 2. The coding region runs from base 220 to 1818 and encodes 532 amino acids. The transcript has 16 exons. The record is from RefSeq and is a predicted model, not a curated record. Gene Ontology annotation, molecular function: cholesterol binding; fatty-acyl-CoA binding; cholesterol O-acyltransferase activity. Gene Ontology annotation, biological process: cholesterol metabolic process; cholesterol efflux. Gene Ontology annotation, cellular component: endoplasmic reticulum membrane. Lineage: Eukaryota; Metazoa; Chordata; Actinopteri; Perciformes; Sebastidae.